AUGAACGCACCCAGCCAGUCUUCCUCCUCCUCUUCUUCUACACAACAGUCGCCCGCCGCGUCCAUGGCGCCACCACCCGCCCCCUUGGCCGGCCAGGCACCAUCAACCGACGCCUUCCUCCGCGACUUCACCCUCAUCGCCGAGGCUGCGAAGCGAGCGCAAAUGGCCGUCAUGAUGCGCGACUUUGAGAGCGUCGGCCUGUCCUGA
Verticillium nonalfalfae is the source of this 207-nucleotide messenger RNA. RefSeq lists its product as uncharacterized. The coding region runs from base 1 to 207 and encodes 68 amino acids. The record is from RefSeq and is a predicted model, not a curated record. Lineage: Eukaryota; Fungi; Ascomycota; Sordariomycetes; Glomerellales; Plectosphaerellaceae. The transcript has a single exon.